AUGAACGUGAUUACAGGUCUUGGUUGUCUGCUUCCAGUGCACGCAGUCGACGGGUUUUUCGGUGUGCUUGUCGAAGAAGAUGGAGAAAAUGUUUGCUUGGUUUAUGGCAUAAACGUGCAUGCUGUCGGCCGGCCGCCUCCAUGGUGCCUUCGUUUCCCCCUCGGUGUCGUGCGGUCAGGUGGCGUCGCUGACCACUGUCAUGCACAAGAAUGGCGCCUUCCCCUUGGUGUGUUGGGGGGGAGUUCCAGCGCAUCUGCGAUCAGUAUCUUGGGAGGGCAUUUAUCUAUGUAGUCUUUGCUCGUUUCAAUAUCCGCAAGUACCCACGGCAGAAAAUGCCGGCGUUUUUUUCAAUGUUGUCGGACUCUCUGUGCCAUCAUGAUGGGCAAUGUCACAAGCGACUUCUAACUUAACGAUGCUAGCAUUGAAAACUGAACACAUCAUUCUGUGACACAAGAGUACACUGUCGUCUAGGUUGCGUAUCCUCCAUUUGCAAACGUUUUGCCGUGCGAACGAACAACGCCGGGGGUACGUUUUGGAUGACUGUUUUUUCUUUGGCGGUUGACUGGCUUGCAUCCGGGGUGCUGAGGUUCGUUUCUUCGCCUCUUGCCAGCCAUCCUUCUUUCGAGUGAACGUAGGCGAUACAUUCUCGAUUGUGCCCUUUUGUCAUGCACGCUUUAGCUGCUGCGCAAGUCUGUUUGGGUGUGGAUGCCGAUGUGCUCUGCGUUGUAUGAGCUUUCGUUUGCAAAGAAUAUUAUAUUUUCCUUUACACUUUCAAAUGACAACGUCUUUGGACCGGACCGACGCCACGUUCAAAGAACGCUCGGCGUAGGGUCCUCUCGCGCUGUGCCACGGUUGUUCAUGGCGCAUGGGCUCCACAUGUGGAGGGGUGACUGGUUGACACAGUCGAGGUUCCGACAACAGUCGUUCAUCUCAAUCCUUGUCUUGUUUCAGGGGUGUUUCUCGUCCGAAAUGCUGGGCAAAAGUGUGCUUCGGCCAGUGUGUGUUUGAAGCAAAAUCCGGGGGUUACACUGGAGUUUCCUUUUUUGUGUUCUUU
This is a messenger RNA of Ectocarpus sp. CCAP 1310/34, 1054 nucleotides long. NCBI's taxonomy places the organism in Eukaryota, Phaeophyceae, Ectocarpales, Ectocarpaceae. The record is from the annotation of a GenBank genome assembly.